Molecule: messenger RNA, 1503 nt
Organism: Lodderomyces pseudojiufengensis
Lineage: Eukaryota; Fungi; Ascomycota; Pichiomycetes; Serinales; Debaryomycetaceae
Exons: 1
Coding region: 1-1503 (500 amino acids)
Biological process (GO): carboxylic acid metabolic process
Cellular component (GO): cytoplasm
Molecular function (GO): carboxy-lyase activity; pyridoxal phosphate binding
Source: RefSeq, a predicted model, not a curated record
AUGACUAUUGAAUCAGAUUUAGAAUCUAAUAGAGUUAAAGAAUUAGAUAAUUUAUUAACUAUUAUAAAACCAAAAAUUCUUGAAUAUAUAGCGAGAUCAGAUCCAAAAAAUGAAAAUUAUUCAAAUGAUUCAUUAGGAAAAUAUUAUGAACCAAAUUUUUUAAAAUCUAAAUUUAUAAAUAUUGAUGAUAAUUUACAAAAACCAGCUUCACAGACCGAAUUAUUGGAAGUUAUUGAUAAAGUUUUAGAAUAUUCUGUAAAUACUUGGAAUCCUGGAUUUUUAGAUAAAUUAUAUGCUUCAAAUAAUCCAAUAGGAGUUAUUUCAGAUAUUUUAUUAAGUAUAUUAAAUACAAAUUCUCAUGUUUAUACAGUAUCACCUGUAUUAUCAGUAUUAGAAAAUUUUAUUGGUAAAAAAUAUGCUUCAUUAUUUUUUAUAAAUAAUCAAAAAACAUGUGGUGGAUUAACUUUUAGUGGAGGAUCAUGGUCAAAUAUAACAAGUUUACAAAUUGCAAGAAGUUUAAAAUUUCCAGAAACUAAAACUAGGGGAAAUUUGAAUUAUAAAUUUGCUAUAUAUACAAGUAAACAUUGUCAUUAUUCUGUUGUUAAAGGAGCUAUUUUAUUAGGAUUAGGUUCUGAUAAUGUUUUUAAAAUUGAUGUUGAUGAUGAUGGAAAAUUAAUUAUUGAUGAUUUGGAAAAAACUAUAACCAAAAGUAUUGAAGAUGGUUAUACUCCAUUAUAUAUAAAUUCAACUGCUGGUACCACUGUUUUUGGAUCUUAUGAUAAUUUUACUGAAAUUUCAAAAAUUGCUAAAAAAUAUAAUAUUUUUUUCCAUAUAGAUGGAUCGUGGGGUGGUAAUGUUAUAUUUUCUGAAAAAUAUAAAGAUAGAUUAAAAGGAAGUGAAUUUGCUGAUUCUAUAACUGUAAAUCCUCAUAAAAUGUUAGGUAUACCAAAUACUUGUUCAUUCUUGUUAUUACCAAAUGUGAAUAAUUUUCAAACUGCAAUGAGUUUAAAAGCUCCUUAUUUAUUUCAUCAAAGAGAAAAUGAAGAUGAUGAAAAUUAUGAUUUAGCAGAUGGUACAAUGGGUUGUGGUAGAAGAGCUGAUAGUUUUAAAUUUUAUUUAAGUUGGCUUUAUUAUGGUCAACAAGGUUUUUCAAAAAGAAUAAAUCAUGCUUUUGAAAUUCAACAAUAUUUUGUUAAAAAAAUUAGUGAAGAUUUAAGAUUUGAAAUUGUUGGUCCAAAUCCUCCUCAAUGUUUACAAGUUUGUUUUUAUUAUAAACCUAAACAUAUUAAAACGGAAAAUAAUACAGAAAUUACAAGAUUUAUUUCUAGAAAAUUACAUUUAUUAAGUAAAUAUCUUGUUGAUUUUAGUCCUAAUCCAAAUGAUGAUUCUAAAGGAGAAUUUUUUAGAGUUGUUUUUAAUUCACCUAUUCUAACUGAUAAAACAGUUGAUGAUUUAAUUGAGAAUAUUAUUAAUGUUGGUGAUGAAUUUAAGGAACAAUCAUAG